Fusarium poae is the source of this 336-nucleotide messenger RNA. RefSeq lists its product as uncharacterized. NCBI's taxonomy places the organism in Eukaryota, Fungi, Ascomycota, Sordariomycetes, Hypocreales, Nectriaceae. The record is from RefSeq and is a predicted model, not a curated record. Bases 1 to 336 code for a protein of 111 amino acids. The transcript is spliced from 2 exons.
AUGUAUUCGACACAUUCAGCCAUAAAAAGCCCAGUAUCCGGCCACAAAUCGCCCAGUAUCCGCAAAUCUCGGAGCGGAAGGCCGGAGGGUGGUCGCUUUACCUCCGACGCCGAGACGGAGCGGCUCCUCUUCGGUCUUUGCAAUGUCCGCAAAGGGCCGGAGAACAAGCGGGAGGCGAGCACAGAGGCUACAACACUCCACGUCGUCCUCGUCACAGCCGCGGGUUUCCUAGUCGAGGAUGACGCGGUUCUUACACGUCAGCAGCAAGAUACCGAGUUGACCAUUCGAUGGACUUUGCGCACAGGUUGUGGAAACAAACCGAGCGCGAGGUGCUAA